AAGGGCGCAAGCGGCCAUGGUCGAUGUGUGUUUCUACACUGAAGCGAUAAACGCGCUGUGCAUUCUGGGUAGGGCACUUUGCAGCCAGCCAGUCAGCCAUAUUGGAUCGUUGUCCUGGCUGAAGGAGACAGAGGAGAUGAAGGGGAUCAGGGGAAUCAGUCAGCUAUCGACCAGGCUUUUUGCAGCCCAGGCUGCCCGUAAGGUGGAAGCCACUGGGUUCCAGCCUCAGGAUGUUCAGGUUACCAAAUUGCUCAACGGACUGGUGAUUGCGUCGCUGGAGAACUACUCCCCAGCCUCUAAAAUCGGAGUCUUUAUCAAAGCUGGUUGUCGUUAUGAGACCCCUGACAACCUGGGUGUCACCCACCUGCUCAGACUGGCCUCCAACCUGACCACCAAAGGAGCGUCAGCAUUCAAAAUCUGCCGUGCUAUUGAGGCAGUGGGAGGCAGCAUGAGCGUGACUUCAUCCAGGGAGAACAUGGUGUACACCGUCGACUGUUUGAGAGAUGACGUCGAYACAGUGAUGGAGUUUUUGAUCAAUGUGACGACGGCCCCAGAGUUCCGUCCUUGGGAGGUGUCUACUCUCACACAGAGGAUGAACGUGGAAAAAGCACAGGCAGCACAAAGCCCUCAGACAGUUGUGGUUGAGGCUCUGCAUGACGUCUCCUACAAGAACGCCCUGUGUAACUCCCUGUACUGUCCAGACCACAUGGUUGGCAAAAUCAACUCUGAGCAUCUGCAUCAGUUUGUCCAGAACAAUUUCACGAGUGCAAGAAUGGCUCUUGUUGGACUUGGUGUUGACCACGAUGUGCUGAAGCAGGUGGGGGAGCAGUUCCUCAACAUCCGGGGCGGAGCAGGAACCGCAGGAGCUGCAGCUCAGUAUUAUUCAAGGGAGAGCCGUCUGCAGACCAGCAGCAGCCUGGUUCAUUCAGCCAUGGUCAGCCAGUCGGCAGCAGCAGACAGUGGUGAAGCCUUGGCUUUCAGCGUGCUGCAGCAUUUACUGGGAGCCGGGCCACACGUGAAGCGGGGAUCUUGCGUCUCCAGCAAAUUGUUCCAGGGCGUUGCCAAGGCAACUGCGGACCCCUUCGACGUCAGUGCGUUCAAUGCAAGUUACUCUGACUCUGGUCUGUUUGGAAUUUACACAAUUUCCCAAGCUGCUGCAGCUGGUGAUGUGAUUAAAGCGGCUCUCGCCCAGGUGAAGGCUGUGGCUGACGGAGGAAUCACGGCUGCUGACCUCACUCAGGCAAAGACCCAGUUGAAGUGUCAUUACCUGAUGUAUCUGGAAACCUCCGAGGGUUUGCUGGAGGCCAUGGGCUCCCAGGCUCUGGCUCAAGGAUCCUACCACUCUGCAGAAGAAAUCUCCAAGAAGAUCGACAACGUCUCCUUGACAGAUGUUGCUAAUGAAGAAGUCUAUGGUAUCCCAUGGCAAUCUCAUCAAAACGCCCUUCCUGGAUGAGCUCUAAAUGUCUCAUCUUUGUUCAAUAACUUAGAAAAAGCUGAAUUUGUUUCCUCCUUAUUUGAACAAAAUAAAUGUUUUUUUUUUUUAAUAAUCUGAGGAAUAUAUAAGAACACCGUUUGGUUAUUUGUUGGUGUUUUUAACAGUAGUCAGGUGAUGGCCCCUCUGUAUUACUCAUCUGUCCACAUGUUGACUAUCUGUCUGAUGUAAAAUAAGGAAUAAAAUCUAUCUACCUUAAA
Austrofundulus limnaeus is the source of this 1692-nucleotide messenger RNA. It is a transcript of the gene uqcrc2b, whose product is annotated as ubiquinol-cytochrome c reductase core protein 2b. The record is from RefSeq and is a predicted model, not a curated record. Gene Ontology annotation, molecular function: metal ion binding. Gene Ontology annotation, cellular component: mitochondrion. NCBI's taxonomy places the organism in Eukaryota, Metazoa, Chordata, Actinopteri, Cyprinodontiformes, Rivulidae.